This is a messenger RNA of Cucumis sativus (cucumber), 3577 nucleotides long. Its product is annotated as putative disease resistance protein RGA3. The transcript is spliced from 2 exons. Gene Ontology annotation, biological process: defense response to other organism. The coding region runs from base 513 to 3389 and encodes 958 amino acids. The record is from RefSeq and is a predicted model, not a curated record. Lineage: Eukaryota; Viridiplantae; Streptophyta; Magnoliopsida; Cucurbitales; Cucurbitaceae. Gene Ontology annotation, molecular function: ADP binding.
AAAAGACAUUGGUAGAUAUGGCCAUCGAUCGAGAAUGCUACGUUGAUCAGUUAGAGACUGAAUAUCCACACGGUGAAUGCAACUAUUGGAAAACUGACUUCCUUGCUCUUCCAUGCAUAGCCAAAGUUAUGAAAAAAACAAAAAUUGAACUCCAAGAUGCAUCCGCAUACGCAUCCAUGGAUUGGAAGAUAAAUGGAAUCCAUUCAUUCCAUUGCGGAGGCCAAGAACAUUCUGUUCAUUGAGAACAAACACAAAACCACUUUCACUUGGUUUCCUUUUGUAAAGCCAAAGAGAACAGGUAUGGAAGUUUUUGUGGUGGUUGUUGUUUAUUAUGUUUGUUUGCUUCAUUACAAAGAAAACGAAUACAGUAGCCGAGAAAUUGAGCAAAGUAGCGAUUUCUUACUUGAUUCCAAAUGCAAGGAAUUUAGGGCGAUUUUAGAUAACGAACGAUGCAUUUUAAGGACGAAAAGAACUGACAACGAGAACCAAUCUCACUAAAUUUAACUCUGGCAAUGGUUGGACUUCUCGACAGUGUGGCCGGAAAUCUGCUCGGAAGGAUAAUCGAAGCCGCCGACCGACUAGAGUUUCGUGCUAUCCAAAGCGAAUUGAAAAACCUCGAAACAGAUGUGUUGAAUCUUAAGGCCAGACUCCGAGACGCCGAGGAGAAGCAGGCUAGUAAUUGUGAACUCAAUGAACUGCUUAAAAACCUCAAAAAUGUGUUUUCAAGGGCAGACAUUGCAAUUGAGGAAUUGGAAUGCGAUUAUUUGAAGUGGAGAGUGCAGAAUCGAAAGAACGACGUUGACGAUAAGGGAUGCCAGUUCUCUUCUUGUUUCUCCUCCAAUUUCCUCAUUUCUCCAUUUAAUACCGGCAGUAAAUUCCAGGAAGAUCUUAAAAUAAUUACCUCCGAAUUACGUUCGAUUGAGAAAGCCAUGUCUAAAUUCUCUCUGGUUGAAGAUGAAGAUGAAUAUAUAAAAAAAUUGAAGGGUGAAAUGACUUUGCGGACCUCCAUUACUGGUUCGCAUGCUUUCGCUAGGCUUCUGCGCUUGAGGAGAGAGGCGAUUCUCUCUAAUGUAGAUUCCAUUUUUGGUAGAGAUAAAAUACAAGAGAGUAUCAUUAAGGAACUUGUGAAUGAUGAACAAAAAUCUCCCCGUAUUCUUUCAAUCCAAGGAGAUGGAGGGAUGGGAAAGACGGCUCUGGCCAAGUUAGUCUACAAUGCAGACGAAGUGUUUGAUCAUUUUGACAAGAGAAUGUGGGUAUGCGUUUCUGAAGAUUUUGAUAUCCGGAGAAUCUUAAGGGAGGUUCUGAUGUCUGCAACUGGAGAAAAUGUUACCACUGUUGCCUUAACCGAAAGUCGUUUACGAAUCCGGCUCCAGCGGUACUUUUUUGGCAAAAAAAUCUUGCUUGUUUUGGAUGAUUUUGGGAAUUUGGAUCCCGAAAGAGUAUCAGAACUGAAAAAAAUCGUGAAGAUGGGUGUUGGUGGCAGCAAGAUAAUGAUAACCACUCGCAGCGAUGAAACUCUAAAUGUUGCUACGACACACAAGAUUGACAAACUCGACGAGACGAUAUCUAUGCAAAUAUUCGAAGAUACAUAUGGAAGCGAAGGGCUUAGCGAAGGGCUUAGAGACGAUUUGUAUCUCAAAAACCUUGUGGCAGAAUGUGGAGGAGCUCCUUUGGCAAUCAAAUGUUUGGCUGGACUGCUCUCUUCAAAACCGAGCGAUGGUGCUAAGAGUCCAAAUGUCAAGGACUUGAGUGAGAAAUGGAAACAGGAAGAGGCAAACAACGGUGGUGGCGUUUUAUGUGCACUAAGACUGAGUUAUGAUCUAAUGCCAUCUUAUUUGAAACCUUGUUUUCUUUGCUUUUCAGUGUUGCCGAAAGAUAAUGUGUUCUUCUCAUUUGAGCUAAUCCAGUUAUGGAUGGCACAAGGAAUCCUUCCUUCGGGUACCAAAGAUAAUCCUGAAGAAGUUGGGGAGAAAUAUUUCAAGGAAUUUCGGGAUCGCCGUUUACUCGUUGAUGUUGAGGAGCACACUCUUGGAUAUUGGUUCAAAAUCCAUAGCCUUGUACAUGAUCUUGCAGUCCAAAAGGCUACGGAACAAAAGAACCUCGGAAAUUUUCAUAUGCUUUCAUUUGUCGAUUGCGACAGCAUCCCUUCGUCGACAAACUAUGAUAACACUCGUUUUAUUUCCAUUCCCGUGGUAGGAGGUGCGGGACCAAAUAUCAAUAGUGACCUUUUCAAAUGCAUCACCCAGUUCAGGCAGCUAAGGUUUUUGUACUUGUGCAACUCUUCUCUGGAAGAAAUUCCAACCUCCAUCGACACGCUGAAACAUUUGAGGUGUUUAGAUUUGCGAGGGAGUCAACGUCUGAAGAGGUUGCCAGAAUCAAUUUGCAAACUACAGAGCCUACAGACUUUGGUUCUUGCAUUCUGCUCAGAGCUUGAAGAGCUUCCCAGAAACAUAAAGAACUUGAUCAGCCUCAGAUUCUUAUGGAUACAAACAAAGCAAGCCCGCUUGGAAAAAGAUGAAAUAGGAAGCUUAACAUCCCUUCGUUUUCUCGCCAUUGGAAGGAGUGAAAACUUGACUCACUUGUUUGAAGAUAUCAACAAACUCAAUUCCCUCAAAACACUGAUCAUUUAUGAGUGCAAAUCGCUGCUAACACUGCCAAAAGGCUUGGAAAACAUGAAAUCUAUAUGUAAUAUGGGAAUAUGGGAAUGUGAUCGGCUGAGAUUUACAUUCUCACUGGCUUCACUUCACCUCAAGAAACUGAUACUCAGAGAACUUACAGCAGUGUCCACUUUGCCUAAUUGGCUGUCCAAUUUGGAUGGUACUUUAGAAGUGCUAGAAAUUGGAGAGUUCCCCACGCUAAGAAAAUUGCCAAUCUGGCUUUUAAACUUUUGGGAACUCCGAAUUCUUGGGAUCUCCAACUGUCCUAAGUUGAAGCAUGAUUCCUUCCCUCCUGAGCUAAAUUAUUUUUGUGAUAAGAUUGAGGAGUUGAGGAUCACAUUUUGUGGGUCUUUGAGCAAGUCUUUGUUGAAAAAAAGCAUGAAGGAAAUUGAACCUGAAAGCCGGGUAAUCUUUUACAUCCAUACCAUUUAUGUGGACUCCAAAAGAAUGACGCCACCAGUAGAAUCAACAGACGAACCUAAGGAAGCAGAGACAAAACAGGAUGAUGCUUAUAACAAUGCAAGUCCUCCUGGGACUGAACAACCUUCAAAGACUAAACAUGAUGAUGCGAAUAACAAUAUGAGUCAUCCUGGGAUUGGACUACUUUCAGAGUCAAAACAGGAGCAUACAAAUAACAAUAUAAACGAGAUUGAGACUGUUAAGGUUUGUUUGGGUGAUAAUGACCAUGCUGAAGCUCACCAAGCUAUGGUCACUACAUAUGAGGGUUUCUGAGGAUGUAUAAUUUCACUGUAUUAUUGUUUGUGUUAUAUGCAUUUAUUUGGCUAUUGCUAAACUUGUAUCUAUUUUAUUCUCCUACUGCUACAUUAUAUCCAGAUUUGAAUCUUUGACAUCAAACAAGUUAAUAUGUGUGUUAAAUUAAACCAUAUUUUUUUAUCUUUUUUAAAUAAAGUGAAUUAAAA